CAAAACAAAAUAUCACAAACCCGGGUGAUCAAAAAAAAAAUCACAAGCCCUAAUCAACCAAUCACUCAACAACCAUGGAGGAAGAUUCCGAUUACUCCCGACAACCUUCCCUUCCCGACGCAAUUCUCCUCGACAUCCUCUCCCGCCUCCCCGUCAAAUCCCUCCACCGCUUCAAAUCUGUCUCCACCCAAUUCCGCCACUGGAUCUCCGCCGACCCCCACUUCCUUAAACUCCACGCCCUCCACUCCGCCGACACGCGCCACCGCCGCAGGCGCCGCGUGGCCGUCCUCGUGUCCCGCAAGCCCCCCGCCUCCGUCGCCCUCCGCUCCGUCGACGCCGACACCCUCUCCGACCCCUCCGUCGUCGAGCUCUGCAACGACUUCAAGUACUCGUACCCGUCCGCGAGGAUAUGGAAUUCCUGCAACGGGUUGGUGUUGAUUUCCAUUUCGGACAAGACUUUCUUUGUCUGGAACCCGUCUACUAGAGAAAAAGAACACGUGCGUUCUAUUCCCACCUUCUCUCUUCGCGCGUCUACUAGGUACUGUCUUUUAGGGCUUGGUUUUGAUAAGAUUACCGAUGCGUAUAAGGUGAUCGCGGCUUACCAGACAGAUGACACUGGUGAUAGCUGUUUCAUGUCGUGCUCAUCAUUGGAUGGCACGAGGGUUAGUAGUAAUAAACAGAGGGUACGGAGGAUUGGUGAUUUUCCUUAUAGGAUUUGUAAGGAUAUGCCGGGGAGUAAUGUGGGUGGAGAUCUUUUCUGGAUGGUGGUUGGAAAGACGGGUGAUCCAGCGAUUAUUGGUUUCGAUUUUGGAGCAGAGGAGUUUGUUGAGAUGACCCAACUGCGUUGGGAACCGGGUGUUUUGAAGUACGGGUUGGGGGUUUUGGGGGGAUCGCUUUGCGUGGCUUGCCAUGGAGAAGGCAGUGUUGAGGUGUUGGGGUUGAAGAAGGGUGGCGCGGUGGAGUCGUGGGAGAAGUUGUUUGUGGUUCCUUACAACGCGGGGGAUCUGCAGUUUAAGACGUUGACACCGUUGUGUUUCACGGGAGAUGGUGAGGUGAUGAUGGAGAUCGAUAGGAAGAGAUUAGUGGUGUAUAAUAUUGAAGAGAAAACGUGUAGGUUGUUGUCCUAUCUUCCUCACGAGGACAAAGAAGAACUUCGGGAGAUAACGCGAAGUGGGCAGGGUUUGAGGUUGAAUGGAAGUGGGUUCAAAGUAGUGGUGUAUGUUGAGAGUCUAGUCUCACCGAGUAGUUCCUCUAAGUCAAUCCAGAAUCUUUUGUCAACGGUCCAGCGGCAACUUAGAUUGGGGUGAAUCCAUUGGCAAAGGAAUCCCAAUCAAAAAUUGGUGGGCAUGGAUGACAACACCAGUUGGAGAGUAUUUCUGCAGAGAAAUGGGAGAUUUCGAUGGCAACAGAAAGAAGUUAGGAAGAUCAUCUAGAGUAGGCUAACUUAGACACGUAUUUUCUUUUCUAACUUCUCAUGCCUGUAAUUUUGGUCUGUUGGUAUCUUCGAAUUGCUCUCAAAUCUACUUAUCCUGCUAGUAAAGAUGUUGAAUCUUUCUAGUAACAGUGAUUGCGUAGUCAGGUUGGUUCUAGGCCCAAACUAUGAUAGACAGCCGAUUAGCCUUGUUGGUCCCCAUAUUUUGUUCUGCUCUAUAAGCAGGGUUGAAGGAAAUGGUAAUUGGCUAGUAAAACAGGUAAUUUGGCUGCAAAUGUGGUUCCGAUGGUUCUUUCAACUUGGUCUUAUGUAAUUGAUCUCUUGAUGGUUUAACUGCUAUCCAUAUGUUCAGAACUGUUGUUUUUAGAAGGCA
Molecule: messenger RNA, 1805 nt
Organism: Rhododendron vialii
Lineage: Eukaryota; Viridiplantae; Streptophyta; Magnoliopsida; Ericales; Ericaceae
Product: F-box protein CPR1-like
Exons: 2
Coding region: 75-1307 (410 amino acids)
Molecular function (GO): protein binding
Source: RefSeq, a predicted model, not a curated record